Molecule: messenger RNA, 2637 nt
Organism: Dichotomopilus funicola
Lineage: Eukaryota; Fungi; Ascomycota; Sordariomycetes; Sordariales; Chaetomiaceae
Product: heterokaryon incompatibility protein S
Exons: 3
Coding region: 1-2637 (878 amino acids)
Source: RefSeq, a predicted model, not a curated record
AUGACGGGUGAUCAGCGCUUUAGUAUUCGUACCAAGCAGUUCCUCCUUCAGUCGGCGGGGGUGGCUAUGCCCCCUCCCACCCCCCUUCAGGCCCCUGUCCAAGCUCCAACGUCUUGGGACAAGGCUCUCAGGCGUACCUAUCACACUACUGUGGUCGACGGUGGAUUGCAAUCACAUCAGGACAACACCUGCAUAGCUGCGAUCGCGCAGGCUAGUGGACGGAACGCCCUAGUUACCACGUUCAAGAAGACCUACACGCGGUUUCGAACAUCGGCGUCCCAGACACAGCAUGCCGCAUCGCUGGCUACAACGGUGCGGUGGGCAAUCAGGGAGAAGAAGCGAUUCCAGCGUUUCAUCGACGACCUGCGUGGAUUCAACGACAGCCUGGUUGCAUUGUUCCCCGACGUCGGUUCACAGGCAUGCGAAGCGAUGGCGGCCGAGAUCAAUACGUCGACUGAUCUUGGCAGUCUACAAGUUAUCGAGCAGGCCGUUGGGGACCUAGAGAACGGCGACGAGGGACUGGCCGAGGCAGCCAGUUUACGCAUUACGGAAAUCUCACAGCAUACGACAAGUCUCGCCACCAACGACGACGACGACGACGACGCGGAAUCAAGCAGCACUGCCAUCCAGGGAAUAAGGGACGUCAACAUGAAAAUGCUUACCCAACAACUAGAAAAGCUGGGCGUCGCCAUCAAGGCAGAACUUAAAGGGUCACUACAAAUUUCCGUCCAGGAUUUCGGGUUUGGAGACCACUACGGUUCCCUCAACUGGCGGGGCAUGGAAAACAACGAGUUCGGGAUCGAAGAGGGCAGGGAGAGAGAAUAUGUCCAAUGCCCUUACCUUGCAUGGUACUUGAUGUACGCAUCAGAAAAGAACGGCUUCGAACACGGCGACUUUAGCCACCGAGAUAGCGAAGCCAACCGCAAGUUCGAGGGCCGCUUUCCCGGCACGCGGACCGUUGAGGGCUACGGCGCCUCUUUCGGCACCUGGGCGCGGGUCCACAAGCCCGACUUCCCCCCUCGUCCCGUUUUCUGCAGCACUUUCGAUGUGCCCGCCCACACAACCCCGGAGCUCAUCGAUCUCCUUUCCGACCUGCACCGCCGCAAGUCGCUGCCGUGGAACCUGACGAACGAGCGCGCGUACGAGUACCUCGACAAGCUGCUGGGCAUCCGCGCGCACAGCAGGAUGGCGCCCGGGGUCUCCUUCGACAACUCGAUGCAGGUCAUGGACCUUCUAGAUACAUUGAACCGCAGCGACCUCUUCGAGGACCUGCGCUCCGGCGGGUCGCUCGGGGCCCAGGCAUUCCCAAACUUCCCCAACUUUCUAUACCAGAUGGUGGUGGCCUACGAACUGAAGCUGCGGUUGAAGGACCAGGGCUUUGGCGGCAUCAACGCCCGGGUCAUCGCGGCGAUGCAGGCAGCCGAGCGGUGGGUGGACGGGGUCUCGAUCAAGGUGACCAAGGGCUCGAACCCGCACGCCGAGCUGCGUAGCCUCGUCCACGAGCGGCAGGUCGAGGGUUUGGUGCGCUUCGCCGAGCUGCUCGCCUGGCCAGCGCUGGGGGAGAUGCGCGAAUUCGUCGAGGACGCUUACACCGACAUGUGUGCCGGCAUGCACCUCAGCUUCCACCUGUGGGACUGGCUGUUCGGCACCAUGCUGCCCGGGAAGGCCUUUGCUUUCACCAUCAUGAGCGCCCUCGUGGCCGCCACCCCGAGUCUCCUGCCGCUCGGCGCGCCCAGAUACUACGAAUCCGGGCUCGUCCUGGAAAACAAGUCGUAUUGGCGCGACAAGUGGGUGAUGGGUCGCGUCCUGGGCGGUAUCUGGGGCGUCAGGGCUGCCAAUGGCUGGGUCGGGCCGUGUCCAGUGCCGGCAAAAGGCAGUCGUGAGCGAGUUUCCAAGAGCUGGCGGCGUGUCGUGGCCCGAGACACGGCCUUCGCGCUACCAGAACGCAUCGCCCCGCACGCCGACGCUGACGAGUCCAGCCUGUUCUCCAGCUUGGACCGUGUAGGUGGCAACUCGUCACACGUCGAGUGGGUGCGCACCAUCGGAGACCCGACGAAGUGGGUGGUGCCGGUCGGGCCCAGCAAUGCGCCGGACACUGUGGAGCUCCGGGCCUUGGCGUUGAAGAGUAUCCCUCGAGAACAAGCCCUGGACGAGUUUGGGUCUCAAAAAGGGACCGGAUUGUCGAUCGCUGUGGACCGCAGUAAUACUGUCACUGUCUCAGUGCAAGACGACCAGGGAAACGAGACACCGAUCGAAGACGAUAAAGAACCGGCACAGCGAGCUGUUCUGGAACUGACCAUCAACGGCCAGCCGGUAUCAUUCACCCUCUACAACAACCCCAUCUUUAUUGCCGCCCCGAGGUGUAUUGAUGGGCCUCAUCCCGUCCACGAGCGGGACUUACCCAAGAUGCAGCACAUCCUGCGAGUUGGCCAACUCUCAGGCCAUAUCCACAAUGAUCCCCGGGUGCUAAUCAUUGACGCUACUGGAGGGGGCGAGUGUGAGCUGGCGGCGAGAGCGUGGUGUUCCGAAUACGGCCAGCAUGCCAUUGUGAAACGGGGAACGGGGCCAUGCAUUGCCUGUGCGGUGAGGGCGGCGAGUGCCGAGGGGCUGGGCGUCGGUUGUGUAAUAUGGACCUAG